Ochlerotatus camptorhynchus is the source of this 3854-nucleotide messenger RNA. RefSeq names its product armadillo (gene arm). The coding region runs from base 173 to 2671 and encodes 832 amino acids. Gene Ontology annotation, cellular component: adherens junction; cytoplasm; catenin complex. Gene Ontology annotation, molecular function: nuclear receptor binding; cadherin binding; transcription coactivator activity. The transcript is spliced from 7 exons. Gene Ontology annotation, biological process: positive regulation of transcription by RNA polymerase II; cell-cell adhesion; canonical Wnt signaling pathway. NCBI's taxonomy places the organism in Eukaryota, Metazoa, Arthropoda, Insecta, Diptera, Culicidae. The record is from RefSeq and is a predicted model, not a curated record.
AUCGGAUCUCGGGAGAGAAAAAAUUUCUUUCAACCAUUCGCUGGUUGGCAGGCGAACUUUUCAAAGUAGAAAGUUUUAAAAGUGCAAUUCAGUCGUGAAAAGUGCUUCGGAAACUAGCAAAGUUGCAGUAAUUCGGUAAACGGUGUGGAUUACUUCGCCCGUGGAUACCAAUAUGAGCUAUCAAAUGCCGCAAAAUCGAACAAUGUCCCACAACCCCUAUAAUACAUCGGAUAUGCCGAUGCCCUCGGCGAAGGAGCAAACGCUGAUGUGGCAACAAAAUUCGUACAUGGGUGAUUCCGGCAUCCACUCGGGUGCGGUUACACAGGUGCCAUCACUCAGUGGCAAAGAUGACGACAUGGAGGAGGAUCCACUGAUGUUCGACAUGGAUCAAGGUUUCUCGCAGAACUUCACCCAGGAUCAGGUGGACGAUAUGAACCAGCAGCUCAGCCAGACACGCUCGCAACGUGUACGAGCCGCAAUGUUCCCCGAAACUCUGGAGGAAGGCAUCGAAAUUCCAUCGACACAGUUCGAUCCACAGCAGCCCACAGCGGUUCAGCGAUUGUCUGAGCCAUCGCAAAUGCUCAAGCAUGCUGUUGUCAACUUGAUAAACUAUCAAGACGAUGCAGACCUGGCCACUCGAGCUAUUCCAGAGUUGAUCAAGUUGUUGAACGAUGAAGAUCAGGUUGUGGUUUCCCAGGCUGCCAUGAUGGUGCAUCAGUUGUCCAAGAAGGAAGCUUCACGACACGCUAUCAUGAACAGCCCACAGAUGGUCGCUGCUUUGGUGCGUGCCCUGUCGCAGAGUAACGAUCUCGAAACGACUAAAGGAGCUGUUGGAACGCUGCACAAUUUGUCACACCAUCGCCAAGGUUUGCUGGCAAUUUUCAAAUCCGGUGGAAUACCAGCUCUUGUUAAACUGCUCUCAUCACCGGUUGAAUCCGUGCUGUUUUACGCAAUCACAACCCUUCACAAUCUGCUACUCCAUCAGGAUGGUAGUAAAAUGGCAGUCCGUUUGGCUGGUGGCCUACAAAAGAUGGUAGCUUUGUUGCAGCGCAACAACGUCAAAUUUUUGGCCAUUGUGACCGAUUGCCUACAGAUUCUUGCCUACGGAAAUCAAGAAAGUAAACUUAUUAUCCUUGCUUCCACCGGACCGAGCGAAUUGGUCCGCAUAAUGCGCUCCUAUGACUAUGAGAAGUUACUUUGGACAACCUCGCGCGUGUUGAAGGUUUUGUCUGUUUGUUCAAGCAACAAGCCAGCCAUCGUUGAAGCUGGUGGCAUGCAAGCGUUGGCCAUGCAUUUGGGAAAUCCAUCACAACGUCUCGUUCAGAACUGCCUUUGGACGUUGCGCAACCUCUCAGAUGCCGCUACAAAGGUUGACGGUUUGGAAACGCUCCUCUCUGGUUUGGUCACUGUUCUGGGCUCAUCCGAUGUCAACGUUGUCACCUGUGCUGCCGGCAUUCUUUCCAACCUGACAUGCAACAACCAACGGAACAAGGUCACCGUAUGCCAGGUUGGUGGUGUCGAGGCUCUCGUUGGUACCAUCAUCAACGCUGGGGAUCGUGAGGAAAUCACAGAGCCAGCUGUAUGCGCACUGCGGCACCUCACAUCGCGUCACCCAGAGUCUGAAUCCGCACAGAACAUCGUUCGCAACGGCUACGGACUGCCGGUGAUUGUGAAGCUACUUAAUCCGCCAUCUCGUUGGCCCCUGAUCAAGGCCGUCAUAGGGCUGAUUCGUAAUCUGGCACUCUGUCCAGCUAAUGCAGCUCCAUUGCGAGAGCACGGGGCAAUCCAUCUACUGGUUCGACUGUUGUUCAAGGCUUUCCAGGACACACAAAGGCAACGCUCAUCGGUGGCCACCAACGGUUCGCAGCCUCCGGGAGCCUACGCCGACGGUGUACGCAUGGAGGAGAUUGUCGAGGGCACGGUUGGGGCGUUGCACAUCCUCUCGAAAGAGGAACUCAACCGGCAGCUAAUCCGCCAGCAGAACGUUAUUCCGAUCUUCGUGCAGUUGCUCUUCUACAACGACAUCGAAAAUAUUCAGCGCGUUGCUGCCGGCGUUCUGUGUGAACUGGCCGUCGACAAGGAAGUGGCUGAGAUGAUCGAAGCCGAGGGUGCCACCGCACCGCUGACUGAACUGCUCAAUUCCGCUAACGAGGGUGUUGCCACCUACGCGGCCGCCGUCCUGUUCAAGAUGAGCGAGGACAAAUCCAUGGACUAUAAGAAGCGUUUCUCCAGCGAACUGACCACCCUGCCGGUGUUCCGCGACGAUACGAUGUGGAACAACGGUGAACUCGGGAUAGGGCCGGACUUGCAGGACAUCCUCUCACCCGAUCAAGCAUAUGAGGGCCUUUACGGACAAGGUCCCCCCAGUGUGCACAGCUCACACGGAGGUCGUGCAUUCCAGCAAGGAUAUGACACACUGCCGAUAGAUUCGAUGCAGGGUUUGGAGAUCGGAGGAAGCGGUAACGCUGGCCAAGCUGGUGGCAAUCCCACCGGGGGAAACAACGCAGGUGCCGGUGGGCCUCCAUCCGGCCAGCCUACUUCGCCGUAUGCGAUGGACAUGGACGUCGGUGAGAUGGAUGCCAGCGAACUCACGUUCGACCAUCUGGAUGUGAUGCCAUCGCCACCGCAGGAUAACAACCAGGUUGCCGCCUGGUACGAUACCGAUUUGUAAACCGGAGCAUUUCGGGUUCGGAUUCUUUUGCAUCGUUUUGCGUAGCGUAUUAUUUUUUUUUCCUCUUAUCACACACAUUUUAUUUGAUACACGAUGUGCUUCCAACACAUAUUGAGAAGAUUUCUCAUCGAGAGUGCAGCUUCUAACACGCGUGUUUGACUCGUUUUAUCUCUUACAUUUAUUGUGAUACAAAAUAUACGAUUCUCCCUUUUACUAAAGCAGCUCAUAUCGUAUCAAUGUAUGUUGGAAGCUUGCUCUAAACUCUAUUUUUAAACUUAUUAAAUUACAUAAAUACUUUAUGUAUUUUAAAUAAUAAUAAUAAAAAAACGAAAUCAAACUAAUAACGAACUUUAUUUAGAAAGGCUAAGUUCCGGUUAAGAACUAAUUCAGAAUUAUUAUUAUAUACAUAUAUUUAUACACAAACGAUGACAGCUUUUCAAUAUUUUACACAUGGAUGUUUACUACUGCAUUUCAAACGUUAAUUUGCCCUAACGUUAGAUGAAAUUGAUCAUUUCGAGAUUUCGAUUCAUCACCAACGCAAUGUGACAAGCUUCGAGUAAAAAUACAGUAUUGGAGGUAUAGAGAGAAAUCUAAACAAAAAUAUGAAAUCUAAAACAAACAAAAAUAGUAGGUAUAAAUGUUAUCACGCAGCUAAGAAGAGGAAGAAUAUGAUCAAUUCGAAUCACAACAAAUCUGGUUACUGAUUGGAACCGGAAGCGUAGUAGCCAAGUCAUUAAUCACCCCACAAUUUCAUAAUUCCUCAAAUUUUGUUGAGAAACUAAAACACAAUUACACAGAAGAAACGGAUACUAUUUCUAACGAUGUGGGCCUAGUUUGUAGCAAUCCCCCACUUUUGUUCCUAGGUUGAUAGGUACAAUGAGAAAAGGCAGAACACAACCGUCUCGUUGCGAUUUAGAAAAUUGUUUGAGUUAUUUUUUAUUCUAGUUUUCUUGAUAGUAAUUUUGGAACGAUUUCUUUUAUUAUGUUGUCUUUACACACACCAUCUUACGACGAGAAAAGCAGUAAUUUGAUGCAUUGAUGAUAUGCCCUAAAUGAUGAAUUAUUACGAUUUUGGAAAAUUGAUUCUAUAUUGAAAUUAUUAUACAUUAUAAAAUGAAACGACCCUUCCUUUCAGUAUAUAAGAGAACGCAAGGAGAAAAAUAUAUUAAAUGCUAUACAAUAA